AUGUCCUCAGAGUACGACGUUCUCGUCACUGGCUCAGCUGGUCAUCUGGGCACGGCUCUAAUGCUUUCCCUGCCUUCGAUGGGCUACAAACCUCUGGGGAUCGAUAUCCUCUCCUCUUCAACCACGACAGUCGUGGGGUCAGUCUGCGAUCGCACUUUCAUUGCAUCCAUAUUCCGCGAAAACCCCAUCAAGCAUGUGCUCCAUACGGCGACAUUGCAUAAGCCGCACAUAUGCAGCCAUACCAAGGAGGAAUUCAUUUCAACCAACGUUGUGGGCACUCUGACCCUUCUUGAAGAAUCUUCCAAGUUCAAGGACAGGAUUGAGAGUUUCGUUUUCUUUAGUACAACCAGCGCCUUUGGUACGGCUCUAAAUCCGAAGCCCGGCUUCCCCGCCGCUUGGAUCGAUGAGUCUGUCGUACCCCAGCCAAAGAAUAUCUAUGGCGUAACAAAAGUCGCAGCCGAGGAUAUGUGCGCGCUGGUACAGAAGGAAAGCGGAAUGCCCGUUCUAGUUUUGCGAACAAGUCGCUUUUUUCCAGAGGAAGACGAUGAUGAAGACCGUCGUACGGCCAUGAGUGAUGAGAACUUGAAGGUUCUGGAACUAGCCUACCGCAGAUGCGACAUUGAAGAUAUUGUCAGUGCAUCAAUCUGCUCAAUGAAAAAGGCCAAGGAUAUCCGAUGGGGAAAGUAUAUCAUAAGCGCUCCACCGCCUUUCAAUAAUGAUGAAAGCACGCUCGAUGCGUUAAAUCGAAAUCCUGCUGAGGUGGUUGCGAAAGCCUUCCCGGAAGUCGACGCUAUUUUCAAGCAGAAAGGGUGGAAGCAUCUUGCGAGGAUCGAUCGGGUGUAUGAUUCCAGCAAGUCUGUGAGAGAGCUAGGGUGGCAUCCGGAAUAUACCUUUGGAAAAACGUUGGAGAGGUUGGCGCGUGGCGAGCAGUGGAGGAGUGAUCUAACUGCUAAGGUGGGUAAGAAAGGAUAUCACGCCGUGAGCACCGGAGUGUAUACCAAGAGAUGA
Molecule: messenger RNA, 1008 nt
Organism: Aspergillus luchuensis
Lineage: Eukaryota; Fungi; Ascomycota; Eurotiomycetes; Eurotiales; Aspergillaceae
Product: NAD-dependent epimerase/dehydratase family protein
Exons: 1
Coding region: 1-1008 (335 amino acids)
Molecular function (GO): dTDP-glucose 4,6-dehydratase activity
Source: RefSeq, a predicted model, not a curated record